GCAGCAGGCACCGGGCCCCCGAGCGACAGGUCUCGGGCCCCCGGGCGAAGCGGCGGGCACCGAGUCACCAGGCACGACACGGGCAUCGGGUCACCAGGCAUCAGGUCAUUUGGCUCGACAGCGGGCACCGCGUCAUCUGGCAAGGCAGUGGGCUCCGAGUCAACUGGCAUGACCGCGGGCACUGGGGCAGACAUUGAAUCGUCUGGCUGGGCAGCGGGCAUCGGGUCACCAGGCAUCAGGUCAUUUGGCUCGACAGCGGGCACCGCGUCAUCUGGCAAGGCAGUGGGCUCCGAGUCAACAGGCACGACAGUGGGCACUGGGUCCUCAGGCAUUGGAUCGUCUGGCUCGACAGCGGGCAUCGGGUCACCAGGCAUCAGGUCAUUUGGCUCGCCAGCGGGCACCACGUCAUCUGGCAAGGCAGUGGGCACCGAGUCACCAGGU
Molecule: messenger RNA, 441 nt
Organism: Staurois parvus
Lineage: Eukaryota; Metazoa; Chordata; Amphibia; Anura; Ranidae
Source: the annotation of a GenBank genome assembly